CCAACGCGUGCUGUGUCUCUCAUUGCGCGCGUGGCGGGGCGGGAACCGAGAGAGCGCGAGAGAAGAGACAAGGGACAAUCCAACAGUCAAUAUAUUUAUAUCAGAAAAGAGGAGGUGAACCUUGUUUGCUGCUACACGAGAUAAAACGCUCGCGGAUUUUUCUCCAUUCAUAACUUUUCGUUCCGUUUCAAAACGCCAAAAAUCCACUUAACAGACAACGACUUGAGGACCCUACAGUCGUGCGGAUCGUGUCAAUAGGGAAGCAGCGUUUGCCCCACUGUUGCCCAUCCACUUACAAGUACCCUUAAGGAGACGAGACGAGUUGCCAUGGAAACUGUUCUGGUCUUCCUAUUUUCCCUCCUAGUCUAUGUGGUGGCUUUGUCUGACUCUGCUGCCCAAGAUGGAAAAGAGAAGGGAUUGGAACCAUUUGUAUAUGACUAUGAGAGUUUGAGGAUUGGAGGUUUGGCAUUUGCUGUGGUGCUGUUUGCCCUGGGAGUGCUCCUUAUUCUCAGCCGCAGAUGCCGCUGCAGUAUCAACCAGAAGCCCAGGGCUCCAGGAGAUGAAGAAGCUCAAGCAGAGAACCUCAUGGUCUCCAAGGCCAAGGAGACUCCUAAAGCAGAGAACUGAAACAGUCCAGUGUUGCUGAGCACAUAGCCGUGGCUGAACGACUUCACUGAUGCUGCGGAUGCUGAUGAUGAUGAAGCUGAUUCCAGACCAUGGCUAUGAGAGGAAAGAGAGGAGACAGAGAGUUGUUGGGGGAGGAGACUAUGACUCGGAUUUGUAAUGGGCCAGUGUCUUGUACGUAGACCUCUAGUCCUGUCACGUGAACAGUAACCGUAUCCGUCUUUCCGUCCGUACCCUUUUGCGACAGUCCGUCUUGAGUGAGUUGUUUUAGCAAAACUAGCCACUUUCUGCAGAUCAUUCUUAACGUUUUUGGCUCCUCCCCAACUAAACUUGUGUGUGUGUGUGUUGUUUAAAGGAACAGUUCAUCCAAAAAUGAAUUAUCUCAGUUAUUUUUUAUGUUGAACACAAAGAGAGAGAAUAUUAAAGAUUCUUUAUGUAGCCCUUAUCAUAUAAUGACAAAACUUUAAAAAAGGACAUUUUUGGAUGGACUGUCCCUUUAAAGAAAAAAAAAAUAACUGUAACUCUUAUUGUUGGUGAGACCACUUGUUAUUGUUAUUUGUGUCGCACCUGCUGUUUUUUCUCUUGUAGAUUGUAUAGAUUAUAUGCACACAUAUUUAAAGUAUUUAAUAUAAGUAUUCAUAUGUGAUGCAGAAUAUAUAUUUGAAUACACAGUGUAUGCAUGUGUGCGCGCGUAUGGAUAGAUCCUGUAGAGCUUGUGUGAAUGCGUGUGUGGAUGUACGUAUACCCACAUUCAGGGUAGUUCCUCCCGACAAUCUUUCGAUCAUUGUACCCAGACCAAGCACAAAAACAGCACAGUACCACUACUGUACCGCAGGGGGCGCUAUACCACUGUCCUCUGUCAGCUGCAACACUGCCGGGCUCAAAGCCCCCAUUCGGACCCACAGUCUAAAUGUCUGCGGCCUGAGAACGAGACCGCAGGAGCAGUUCACUUCACCAUAGUGCCGCAAACCUGUGUCCUUUACCUUUACUAUCACACGUCUUCUGUAGUGUAUUCACUUUCUUAAAGAAAUAGUUCACCCAGAAAUGUUAAUAUUUCGUCAUUAUCUUCUCACCUUCAUGCCGUUAUAACUCAAUAAAAAAGAUGAAUGUAAUUGUUCUGUGGAGCACAAAAGAAGAUAAUUUCCUUAAUGUCAAAGCAGCUGUUUGCCAUACAUGAAGUGCAAAUUAUAUUAGCGCAUUUUUUGCAACACAUGCACUCAAGAAAGUUUCAUCCCUGUCUAGUUUCUGCACUAUUAUUAUUUAGUUACAACCCAAAAAAAUGUCAGUUGUUGUCUAUGAGAGAAGUUUGUUUGUUGACUGUGAAACAACAGGCCAGGGCAGUGUUGCCACCUUGUGGACGAACCAAACAGUACAAAAUAUACGGCUAGAAAAACAUGUUAAAACAAAGUAUACUUUGGCCUUACACUAUGUCCAAACUACACGCGACACAACAAGAUUCCAGCGACAAGCAAUUUGGUCGCGAUGUGACAGCAUGACGUGACAGAAAUAUCACAACCAUUCAGAAACGCAGAAGUGCACUCCAUUCUCAAUGAAAUGGACAAGUUUAAUUAUGUAAUUUAUAAAUAUUAACUGUUUUAUAACAUUAUUAAAACUACAUACUCAGUGACUGAUACCAUUGUUGUCAUGGAAAACGCUUGUUGGUUUGUACUGAGUUCGCAGUUUUAACAUAUAUGUUUGCUUUAAUUUAUUUUCAAGAUCUGAGGUAAAUUAUUGAUUUCAGUAUAGCUUAAAAUGUCCAGCCUGAUCUCAUUGCAAUUCGUACAUAUUUUACGAUGUGGCUAAUUCGUAUGAAUUCGUACGACCUCACUUGUACAAAUUUAUACGAUUUUAGAAAAAAAACGUACGGAUUUUACGAGUGGCACGUACUUAUGAAUUUGUACGAAUUGCCUACACCCAACCCCGCCCCUAAACAUAACUGUCACUGAAAUUGUACAAAGCCAUAUGAGUGAGGUCAUACUAACUGGCCACCUUGUAAAAUAUGUACGAAUUCCCUGGUGAAAAAAACAGCAUAUGCUGGUAGGUAUGUUUUGAUGCUGGGAUGCUGGUUAGGUAGGUUUUGAUGCUGGUUUAAGCUGGUCCUUUGCUGGUUUAUGCUGGUCCUUAGCUGGUUUAUGCUGGUCCUUAGCUGGUUCAUGCUGGUCCUUGACCAGCAACAUGACCAGCUUAAACCAGCAUCAAAACCUACCUAACCAGCAUUACAGCAUCAAAACAUACCUACCAGCGUAUGCUGGUUUUUUCACCAGGGUUGGUUGUGAGAUAACUUUGAAAUAUGAUAUUCAAACUCACAUUAGACACUUUUAACAUCAAAUAAAGUAAAUAAUCAGUACCUUAGAUUAUAAUUGUCAUAGUUUGUAUGUUGUUGUUCCAGCUGUGACAUUGAAGAAAUUCUAAAAUAGAAAUUUUGCGUGUCACCAUCACGAUAAAAAACUCUGUUUAACAUGGAAAAUAUACCUUUUAUUGCGUGUCGCAGUGUCGCAUCGUGUCGUUACACGGUGUUAUAUAGGAACUGGGACUAACUGGGACUAAUUAUUUUAUAUGGCUUAUUUUCCACAUAUGAUGAUAUGUAUGUAAGGAACAGACUGGAAUUUAAAUCAUUAUUUCCUGAAAACCUCCAACGUAGUUCUCAAACAUCAUUCGGCGCUCUUCUACGUUAGUAU
Molecule: messenger RNA, 3302 nt
Organism: Labeo rohita (rohu)
Lineage: Eukaryota; Metazoa; Chordata; Actinopteri; Cypriniformes; Cyprinidae
Gene: fxyd6
Product: FXYD domain containing ion transport regulator 6
Exons: 9
Coding region: 328-627 (99 amino acids)
Biological process (GO): regulation of sodium ion transmembrane transporter activity
Cellular component (GO): membrane
Molecular function (GO): sodium channel regulator activity
Source: RefSeq, a predicted model, not a curated record